GAAAUACAGGUCCAUUACACCGUAAGUAGGCUGUUUGGCGACAUGAUCGAAGUGUAAAACCAUACAACAGUGAGAAACUUGUGGUUCUGCUCUCAUACUCUUGUCACUUCUCGUCUGCUUUUCUCUUUCCGGCUUAACCAAAUCGCCGUAAACGACCGGCAUCUCCAUUCCCACCAUCUUCUCUCUCUCAAUUAUUCUUCUUAAUCUCUCUCGCAAGUUUGUGUAUAAACUUGCUCUGUUUUGUAAUCUUGACUGGUGUUUUCUUUUGGUCGUAAAAGUAAGGAGUUCUGAAUCUUCUUUUCUUUCGUGGAAUCUUGAGACUGUUUCUGAAUGGCGUCUGCGUUUAUGCAAGGAGUUGGAGCCACGACGGCUCUCUCGUCGGCUAAUUACAAGAAUUCUUGCUUCGCUUCUCCCAGAUCGCUCCCAGAGAGGAAAGGAAGCUUCUUUGUUAUUCGUUCUGAUGGAAGUUUGAGCUCUGGCUUGAACCCUCGCAAUAGUAGGAGAGGAACAUUGUCUACUAAUGCAGUUGCAACGAAGCAAGACAAUGUAACAGCUUCUACUGCAUCCAAGCCCGGGCAUGAGCUUUUGCUAUUUGAAGCUCUCCGUGAAGGUUUGGAGGAAGAGAUGGACAGAGAUCCACGUGUCUGUGUAAUGGGCGAAGAUGUGGGCCAUUAUGGAGGUUCAUACAAAGUGACCAAGGGCUUGGCCACCAAGUUCGGUGAUCUCAGGGUUCUUGACACACCCAUUGCUGAAAACUCCUUCACUGGCAUGGCCAUAGGAGCUGCCAUGACCGGCCUGCGUCCCAUAGUUGAGGGAAUGAACAUGGGUUUUCUCCUUCUGGCUUUUAAUCAGAUCUCGAACAACUGUGGCAUGCUUCACUACACAUCUGGUGGGCAGUUUAAGAUACCAGUAGUCAUCCGUGGACCUGGUGGAGUUGGUCGACAACUUGGAGCGGAGCACUCACAACGCCUUGAGUCGUACUUCCAGUCGAUUCCUGGGAUUCAAAUGGUAGCUUGCUCGACCCCUUACAAUGCCAAGGGGUUGAUGAAGGCUGCUAUAAGGAGUGAGAAUCCCGUGAUUCUCUUUGAGCAUGUUUUACUCUACAAUCUAAAAGAGAGGAUUCCAGAUGAAGAGUAUGUAUUGAAUCUUGAGGAAGCUGAGAUGGUCAGACCGGGUGAGCAUGUUACCAUUCUGACGUACUCCAGAAUGAGGUAUCACGUCAUGCAGGCUGCAAAGACUCUGGUCAACAAAGGAUACGACCCAGAAGUCAUCGAUAUCAGAUCGCUGAAGCCAUUUGAUCUUUACACAAUUGGGAAUUCAGUGAAAAAGACUCAUCGUGUGCUCAUUGUGGAGGAAUGCAUGAGAACUGGAGGUAUUGGCGCCAGCUUGACGGCAUCCAUUAAUGAAAAUUUCCAUGAUUAUUUGGAUGCCCCGAUUGUGUGCUUGUCGUCACAGGACGUACCAACUCCAUAUGCGGGAGUUCUGGAAGAAUGGACAGUGGUUCAACCUGCACAGAUUGUGGCUGCAGUGGAGCAGCUUUGCCAGUAGUCCCAGCGAGUUGAGUUAUGUUUGGGUAAAAUAGCAAACAUAAGAUUCUAUUUAGGUAUGUAUUAAAAUUGCAAAUCAAAUAAUGUGGUUUGCAGCUUCAUUUGGAUGGUGGUAUUGCCAAAUUUUGUAAGAAAUUUUAGGUUUGUUGAAGUUGUGGUUGCUCUGUAAUUUCUUUUUCUCUUGUCAUAACUGGUGUUUUCGUUUGAGACUGAUGAACUAGUUGAAUUGUUGGUUGUUUUUACCAUGAAA
Molecule: messenger RNA, 1797 nt
Organism: Sesamum indicum (sesame)
Lineage: Eukaryota; Viridiplantae; Streptophyta; Magnoliopsida; Lamiales; Pedaliaceae
Product: Transketolase family protein
Source: RefSeq, a predicted model, not a curated record